UUGGAACGUAUGCGUGACAAUGUGCUACCAAGUUCCCCAGAAGCUAAGAGGAGCUCACUGUGGAGGAAAGCAAUGAAUCAGAAUGCAAGGAAUCACAGUUCCAAGACUUAAUCACAAAUUCAAUGACCUCUAUACACAAGUUUUUUGACCAGUGCUCCAAAACUGAAAAGCUUGGUGGUACUUUCUGCUAUGCAUGGAUGGGAUUGGUUUGGACUUCAUCUUCAGCUUUACCCACCGAGUGAAAUUAACCUACCAGAGGGGUUCCCAACUGCAAGAAACGUUGAAGUGAUGAAGUUGUUUGGUUUCAACUUUACUGUCCCAAAACAAUUUGAUCUUGUUGUGCUAAUGAUGACAAAAUGUCCAAAUCUAUGUGAGCUGGAAAUUGUACCAAAAGAGUUUAUUCCUAGAGACGAGAUAGAAGCUGCUGCAAAGAGUUCAAUUGAUCCAGAAUAUGGCUUUACUGAUCAGGACCUGGGCACGCUUAAGACAGUGAAGAUGCAAUCAUUUCGUGCAUUAAGAUUGGAAAUACUUUUCGUCAAAGCAAUCCUUUUGAAUUCUCCAGCGCUUGAGAAACUUGUUAUCCAGGAAUCGCCUUAUAUUGAUGCCUUAAUGGCUUCCAAAACCGCAAGGAAAAUGCUGUGCUUCCCCCGAGCUUCUCCAAAAGCACAAGUCGUCUUCUUGGAGUACAAAUCGCCUUGAGAUACCCAGCAGCUUAGUAGGUUGACCCCUGAGCUAUAGCUUCUGGCCUUCCAAUGAACUAAUGCGUAAUGUUUGAGCGUCCCUUUAUAAACCAAAUCAACCGUCUAAAACAAAAGCUCUCCUCCUCGGAUUUCUAACUGUUAAAAAAUCUAUUUGGAGCUAGUUCAAGAUUUUAUUUGCUCGUUUUCCCGUACUUUUGGCAGUCUCCAGUUGAGAUUUUUAGUGAUACUCUAAGGGUAGAUAAUCUAAGGAGGGGCACCCUCAAUGUGAAUUAUCAUGAAUUUUAUAACUCCGGGAUUCUAGGUGUUCAUGAUUGAGAAUUGGG
This is a messenger RNA of Cuscuta epithymum, 1024 nucleotides long. NCBI's taxonomy places the organism in Eukaryota, Viridiplantae, Streptophyta, Magnoliopsida, Solanales, Convolvulaceae. The record is from the annotation of a GenBank genome assembly.